AUGUCCGCAGAACGCACGCUUAUCCGUUUGUCCAACACCAUGUCCGACACCCAGUGCUCACCCCGCGCGGACCAUACGAGCCUACCGACAGAGCUCUGGCUCGAGAUCUUCCGUUACGCAACCUACGUUCCGCGCGCACGAUGCAUCAGCCCGCGGGAGUCGUUCGAGAUACAGCGGCCCUUUAACCCGCUGAACACCCCUGUGUCGUCAAUGCGCACCAAGUGCAGCCUGGUGCUCGUGUGCCAAGGUUGGCGCCGAGUAUCCACCGAGCUUCUGUACGAGCACGUCGUGAUCAACAGCAGUCGCCGGGCGUAUUUACUCGGGCGGACGCUUGAGUCGAGCGAUCUUCGCGCGGCUAUAGCUGGCGCUAGUACCAGCGCAACCUCGGAGAACACCACCUCGGAGCGGGGCCACGCGCGUUGGAUCCGGCAUCUGGAAAUUCACACCUGUUCGCGUACAUCGAAGACUGCACCGUUCUGGUAUGCAAUCGCAGGGAUUCUGUCGAUGCUGCCAAAUCUGCACGCAGUGAGCGGGUUCUGGGAGCGUCCGCUGUCGAAGGGGAUGCUGGACGUAUUCACGCGCUACCUCGGAGAGUCGGUGCGCGCGCUGUACUGGGAGGAGGGCGAGGUGCCCGCAGGAGAGGCGUCACUGCUCGCACCGACGUUCCUGACGAAGUACCGCUCCCUUCGGGUGCUCGACAUCCGCAAACUCGCAUUCGAGAACUCCAAGACCGUGCCGGAGCUUGGGGACACCCCUGUGGUACUCCCAGGCGUGAUUGACUUGCUAAUCCCGAUGUGCCCAGCCAUCAUGGCAUUCGCGACCAAGCUCUCCCUGCCUGCACUCGCCCGCCUUGUCCUCGACGCGUCAACCGCGCGUACCAGACGAUUGUCCGCCAUCCCUCCUGCUCUCGACACGCUCCUCGCAGUGCACGGCCCCAAGCUCACGACGGUCGAACUUCUCCCAGUAAAUUCCCUAUCAUACGCGUCCGGCCCAGUAGACAUCACGACCUUCCUCCAGCCAGACGUCUGCCCGCAGCUCGACACGCUUGUUUUUGACUGCCGCGAGCGCGUCCUGAGCGCGCCUGUCAUCUCCGCAUUGCAGCAGCCUCCGCAGCGGCCGCCCGCUAAGUCGCUCUUCAGCCCGCUCCCGCCACCCACAGGGCCCCCACCGUCGGACUCCGCGCCGCCACUGAACGCGCCGCACGCGGCGCUGCGGCGCGUGGGCAUCCGGGGUAUGGGCAUCAGCCGGCUGUACCCAAACCGCCCGACGCACGCGCAGCUGCACCUGCGCGCGUUCGCGGAGCAGCGCGAGCUGUUCCCGGCGCUCGAGGUCGUGCGCACGCUGGGGUUCCUCGUCGACGCGUCCACGGACCCGUUCGCGCGCGACAUCUUCAUCUGGUGGACCGAGAAAUACGAGAGCGCCGGGCUCGACCUCCAGGACGGCGAGGGCGUCGUCUGGCUGUAUACCGACCCCGAGUGCGAUGAAAGCGCUGCCACAGAGGAGCAGCUGAUGGCGGCGGACUGCGUGGACUACGUGCACAAGAGCGACGUCGAGCAGUACAAUUUGGCGAAGGCGCAGGCGUGA
Molecule: messenger RNA, 1584 nt
Organism: Sparassis crispa
Lineage: Eukaryota; Fungi; Basidiomycota; Agaricomycetes; Polyporales; Sparassidaceae
Exons: 1
Coding region: 1-1584 (527 amino acids)
Source: RefSeq, a predicted model, not a curated record